Molecule: messenger RNA, 922 nt
Organism: Haliotis rufescens (red abalone)
Lineage: Eukaryota; Metazoa; Mollusca; Gastropoda; Lepetellida; Haliotidae
Product: C1q-related factor-like
Exons: 3
Coding region: 114-779 (221 amino acids)
Molecular function (GO): protein binding
Source: RefSeq, a predicted model, not a curated record
GGACAUAUGGGAGUUUCAUAUAUAUCACACCUUUGCAACAUGUUGGCAAAUACAACGUACCCGGACACUAUAAAUGAACGCUAGAUGCCAGCUGUCUGUACACAACUGACAUCAUGGAGAAAGUCAUCAUUUGCAGCAUUGUCGCUCUGAUAUCACUAGUUCUCGCUGCAGGAUCUGGGUUAGAUAAAUCAAGUACACUGGAAUCCGUGAUUGCCCGACUGGCUUUCAAUGACAGAACAACUCGUAGCAAAACCCUAGAGUCCAGCCCAGACAAGCAGAGAGAUGGGGAAAACAUCAACGCCAGACUCGAGGAUGUGGAACGUCAGCUUUUGGCAUUUAAAUCAACACUAUUGGAAAGGAGAACCCCGUGCACAUCCAAAAGAUCGCAUGAAUUCGUUUCUUUCCAAGUGAAAUUAAAUCAACAUAAGGUUGUCCAGAAGCAAGAGGUUCUCAAAUUUGACACAGUCACAGACAACAAGGGAGGAGGGUACCAUGCUACUUCCGGUAUAUUUGAAGCUCCCGUGUCCGGCACCUACCUCUUCUGGGCCAACAUCCUGGGAUAUAACAAUGGGUACCUAAAUAUUGCAUUGAUCAAAGAAGGUGUUACACUUGCGAUUGGGUAUGGUUUGUAUGAAGAUAAAUACAGCGUUGCACCUCUUACCUUCAUGACGGACAUGAACGAGGGGGAGAAAGUCUGGUUUACAAAACAGCAAGGAACAUUGAACAUUUAUGGCAACUUCUUCUCCUACUAUGGAGGAGUCCUCCUUCACGCAGCCUAAAGUUAAACAACAAAUGCCAGUAAUAGGUUUCAUGUCUUUGAUGUUGAUUUGACAUUUCAAGCUCGAAUCACCUGAGACAAAAGAAGAUAUGAUUUGGAGGUCUGUUUGAAAUGUUCAAUAAAAAUUUCGUCUCUUCCCUUCAA